Messenger RNA from Racocetra persica, 326 nucleotides. NCBI's taxonomy places the organism in Eukaryota, Fungi, Glomeromycota, Glomeromycetes, Diversisporales, Gigasporaceae. The record is from the annotation of a GenBank genome assembly.
GAACACCCCGAUUGCUUCAUGGUACUGGAAAUGAUAAUUUUGAUACAAGCGAAGUUGGGCAAACAGAACAAUCACCAUUACAAAAAUACUGGACUAGAGCAGUCAAAUUCGAAAAUCUUUUUCUAUUUCAACUAUAUCAGAGAUAUAGAUUUUAUAAAGGUGUUUGGAGGAAAUAUGAUUAUGAAAAACUUUUUAAUAGGCAUCUUGCAGAAAGAGAAGAUGAACUUGAUGAUUUGCUCAAACCAUCAGUUGAUAACAUAGAAGAAGAAGUUGAGAAUGAUGAGGGUGAGCAGCUAGAAACAGAUGAAGACGAUAAUGAAAUUUGA